Molecule: messenger RNA, 1211 nt
Organism: Jaculus jaculus (lesser Egyptian jerboa)
Lineage: Eukaryota; Metazoa; Chordata; Mammalia; Rodentia; Dipodidae
Product: cytochrome P450 3A9-like
Exons: 9
Coding region: 1-1128 (375 amino acids)
Biological process (GO): steroid metabolic process; oxidative demethylation
Molecular function (GO): heme binding; testosterone 6-beta-hydroxylase activity; iron ion binding
Source: RefSeq, a predicted model, not a curated record
AUGAGGACACUGCUGUCUCCAACCUUCACUAGUGGGAAACUCAAGGAAUGUUUCCCAUCAAUCAACCAGUACACAGACGUGCUGGUGAAAAACCUCAGACAGGAAGCAGAGAAAGGAAGGAACGUGACCACGAAAACCAUUUUGGGGGCCUACAGCAUGGAUGUGAUCACUGGGACAUCAUUUGGAGUGAAUGUCGACUCCCUCAACAACCCACAGGACCCCUUCGUGGAAAAAGUCAAGAAGCUCUUAAAAUUUGACUUCUUUGAUCCAAUGUUCUUCACAAUAAUACUGUUCCCAUUCCUGACGCCAGUUUUUGAGGCCUUAAAUAUCUCCAUGUUUCCAAGAGAUGUUACAAACUUUUUUAAAACCUCCAUAAAAAUGAUGAAAGAAAGUCGCCUAGAAGAGAAAGAAAAGCCCCGAGUGGAUUUUCUUCAGCUGAUGAUAAACUCGCAGAAAUCCCCAGACACGGAGUCUCAUAAAGCUCUGUCUGACCUGGAGAUUGUAGCUCAAUCCGUGAUCUUCAUUUUUGCCGGCUACGAGACCACAAGCAGCGCUCUGUCCUUCGUCUUGUAUUUAUUAGCCACUCACCCCGACGUCCAGAAGAAGCUACAGGAUGAAAUUGAUGCUGCUCUGCCCAAUAAGACAACUGCCACCUAUGAUGCCCUGGUACAUAUGGAGUACCUGGACAUGGUGGUGAAUGAAACUCUCAGAUUAUACCCAAUUGCUGGAAGACUUGAGAGAGUUUCUAAGGCGGAUGUUGAAAUCAAUGGAGUGUUCAUUCCCAAAGGGACUGUGGUGAUGAUACCAAGCUAUGCCCUUCACCGAGACCCAAUGUGCUGGCCAGAACCAGAGGAGUUCCGCCCUGAAAGGUUCAGCAAGAAGAACAAGGACAACAUCAAUCCUUACAUCUACAUGCCCUUUGGAAAUGGACCCAGGAACUGCAUCGGCAUGAGGUUUGCGCUCAUGAACAUGAAACUCGCUCUUGUCAAAAUCCUACAGAACUUCUCCUUCCAACCUUGCAAGGAAACUCAGAUUCCUUUGAAAAUAGGCAAGCAAGGACUUCUCCAGGCCGAAAAACCCAUCGUUCUAAAGAUUGUGUCAAGAGAUGGGCUGAUAAGUGCAGCUUGAUGAAGACUUUGGCUGCGAAGCUAUGGCCCGGAGCACCAGAAACCAAUUUAUUUUGUGAGGGAAAUUCAGAACUGAACGUGGGA